UGCUAGAAGCUGAUUGCAGGCAGUAUGUAGGCAUCUUUCGUUCAGAAUGGACGUUAAUAUAUUCAGAGAAGAAAGCUUUUAGAAAUGUAUCAUUGUCAAAAUUGGAUGGCUUUUAAAAGGGAUAGAGAUGCUGAAUGUUUUGUAUGUUAGCAUCGACUCUUUCUGUUCAGAGGCAAGUUUUCAGAAGCUUAAAUAUAGAGCUCUUUAAAAAAAAAAAGAAGAAAGAAGAAUUUUUCUGGUUAGUCGACCUCUUUUUAAGAAGUGCUUCAUCAUCCUCCUCCCCUCUGUGAUGUUUCUCUGCAGCUCUCUGUAGGUUAGGGUUCUGUGCUGGCUGGCAGAAUGCUCAUUUGUUAGCUGAACAGAGUUCAUCGACAGGCACAGAUCAUUAUAGGUUUUAUUUCUUUCCUGAGAAUUACAAAAAUGCCAUCCAAAGAGUCUUGGUCAGGUAGGAAAACUAAUAGAGCUGCAGCUCGCAAAUCAAAACAAGAGGGCCGUCAGCAAGAUUUAUUGAUAGCAGCCUUGGGAAUGAAACUGGGUUCUCAAAAGUCGUCUGUGACAAUCUGGCAACCUCUGAAACUCUUUGCUUAUUCGCAGUUGACAUCACUUGUUAGAAGAGCAACUCUGAAAGAAAAUGAACAAAUUCCAAAAUAUGAAAAGGUUCACAAUUUCAAGGUCCAUACGUUCAGAGGGCCACACUGGUGUGAGUACUGUGCCAACUUCAUGUGGGGUCUCAUUGCUCAGGGAGUGAAAUGUGCAGACUGUGGUUUGAAUGUUCAUAAGCAGUGUUCCAAGAUGGUCCCAAAUGACUGUAAGCCAGACUUGAAACAUGUCAAGAAGGUGUACAGUUGUGACCUCACAACACUUGUGAAAGCCCACAUCACGAAGCGGCCGAUGGUGGUGGACAUGUGUAUCAGGGAGAUUGAAUCUAGAGGUCUUAAUUCUGAAGGACUAUACAGAGUAUCAGGAUUUAGUGACCUCAUUGAAGAUGUCAAGAUGGCUUUUGACAGAGAUGGUGAGAAAGCAGAUAUCUCUGUGAAUAUAUACGAGGACAUCAACAUCAUCACUGGUGCGCUGAAACUCUACUUCAGGGACUUGCCAAUCCCCCUCAUCACCUACGACGCCUACCCGAAGUUUAUCGAGUCAGCCAAAAUGAUGGAUCCUGACGAGCAGCUAGAAACCCUGCAUGAAGCCCUGAAGCUGCUGCCGCCCGCGCACUGCGAAACCCUCCGGUACCUCAUGGCGCAUCUGAAGAGAGUGACCCUCCAUGAAAAGGAGAAUCUUAUGAAUGCAGAAAACCUUGGAAUUGUCUUUGGCCCAACCCUCAUGAGAUCCCCAGAACUAGACGCAAUGGCUGCACUCAACGAUAUACGGUAUCAGAGACUGGUGGUCGAGCUGCUUAUCAAAAAUGAAGACAUUUUAUUUUAAACUUUUAGUUUGAGGGAAGAAAGAAAUGUUUUACAGAUGAAGGAAUGUUUUAUAGUAAAUUAAUUGGCUCUUACAGCUGAAUUAUUUCUUGGUUAGGAGUUCGGGCAUAUAACCAGUUUAAAAUGAAGGAACUUUCCGUUGUUUUUGUAGCACCGCUCAGCUGUCCUUGUGAAACAGUGCACACACGCUUUCCAUUUCUAGUAACCCUGGGUGUUUAUCACGUUGAGAGAAACUCAGGCUAUUGCAUGAUUAGCCCCUUUGGCAAGGGAACCAUACAAAGGAGACAGCAGCCCUCGCCGCAUUCCGUCCUGGGUAGUCUGUGGUUGUCAUUCAGCAUGUUUCGCAGAGUGAAUCUGUCGUGACUUCGCUUGGGUUCUGUCACUGGUCUCUGACGCUUAUAUAAACAUGCACAUCGAGGGGCAGAACAGCACCUCUGGCCGCUGCACGCCGUAGACUAACAUAUGCCUACUUUUCUCCAAUGCUUUAUUUCUGGGUCUUAGUUCUUCUCUAACAUAGUACUUUCUUUCCAGCAAAAAAGCAAAAUGUUUUCAGAUUUGUUACUUUAGUAAAUGAUCCAUACCAAUAAAAAAAUACAACGCAGAGCAUUUUCUGUUAAAUUAUUAUUGGGUUUUAGUUGUAACUUUGUGUUUUUAUCUGGCAUGCGUUUAUUAAUUUAUUAAAUUUGGCUUUUAGAAAUUAAAAAUAGUGAUAGCUUGCUUUUUUUCCAUGAUUGAAAAUAGUCAGAAACAUGUGUUUGGCUAUUUAACACUGAGUAGUCCCUCU
This is a messenger RNA of Molossus molossus (Pallas's mastiff bat), 2208 nucleotides long. It is a transcript of the gene CHN1, whose product is annotated as chimerin 1. Gene Ontology annotation, biological process: positive regulation of GTPase activity; signal transduction. The coding region runs from base 421 to 1425 and encodes 334 amino acids. Gene Ontology annotation, molecular function: GTPase activator activity. The record is from RefSeq and is a predicted model, not a curated record. The transcript has 7 exons. Lineage: Eukaryota; Metazoa; Chordata; Mammalia; Chiroptera; Molossidae.